This is a messenger RNA of Closterium sp. Naga37s-1, 4587 nucleotides long. NCBI's taxonomy places the organism in Eukaryota, Viridiplantae, Streptophyta, Zygnematophyceae, Desmidiales, Closteriaceae. The record is from the annotation of a GenBank genome assembly.
AUGCUGCUGACGUCGCCUGCCAUUGGCCCGCUGGAUGCUGACGUGGCACACAUGGAAGUCCCGCUGUGCUCCAAGUACUUUGGAGCUUUCUCUGCUGCUACAGAUGGAACUUAUGCUCCUGCUACAGCUUCAGUGCCUGCUGCUACAGCUUCGGGACAAGCUGCUGGCUUGACUGCUGCUGCUCCUGCUGCUGCUCCUGCUGCUGCUGGUGCUGCCUUUGCCGGCUCCUCACCAGGGUUUUCCCACUGCUCUUCGUCGCAAUCCGCUUCGGUUGCUUCGGGGUCGGUCCGACUCUCUCCACUUGGAGCCCUCGCUUUCUCGCCUCAAAAGGUCGUUCAGGUGAUUCGGGUGGUUCAGGCGAUUCAGGUGGUUCGGUUGAUUCAGGUGGUUCAGGUGGUUCAGGCAAUUCAGGUGGUUCAGGCGAUUCAGGUGGUUCGGUUAAUUCAGGUGGUUCAGGUGAUUCAGGUGGUUCAGGCGAUUCAGGUGAUUCAGGUGGUUCAGGUGAUUCAGGUGGUUCAGGUGAUUCAGGCGGUUCAGGCGAUUCAGGUGGUUCAGGUGAUUCAGGUGGUUCAGGCGAUUCAGGUGGUUCAGGUUCAGCUCAUGCAUGCAGGUGUCAGAGUGCGUCAGCUGAUCACGCAGGCGUUGGAACACGUCAGCUCCGCACCCAUAUGCAUGCACCCCUCAUUCUUCCCAUUCUCCCCAUUCUCUGCUUUCUCCUCCUUCUCCCCAGACUCCCCCGUCUCCAUCUUCUCCCCCCUCUCCCCCUUCUCCCCUGUCUCCCGCGUUUUCUCGAUUGGUCUUCAGCUGGCCAGCGCCAUGUGCUACCACAUGCGUCUGUUCGGCAUGGCGCUGGAUCGACAAGACCUCCUGGACCAUGCUCCCAUCCUCGCCCACGCUGCUGCUGCUGCUGCGGUUGAAUCUGCUGCUGCUGCUGCUGCUGCUGCUGCUACUGCUGCUGCUGCUGCUGCUGCUGCUACUGAAACUGCUGCUGCUACAGCUGGUUCAGCAGCAGCUGUCAUUACGACCGACGUUGCUGAUGCUGCUGCUGCUGGUGGUACCCAUCCCACGCCCAUCAGCACCGCUGUGCGCCCCUUUGGUGCCUUCUGGACCGCAUCCCACUACUGUCUAGUGCUACCCUGCUUGGUCGAAGGAGGAAAGGAAGGAAAAGAGGGAGAAAGCGAAAGAGGAGGAGGAGAAAGAGGGACAGCAGCAGACUGGCGAGGGGUAGCUGAGGGAGGGGAGGAAGGGAGCGGGGCGAAUGCAGGCAGGGAAGGCGAAGGGGUGGAUGCAGGGAAUUGUGGGGGAGGGGAUGAUGGCGGCAGGGGAGGGGAUGAUACCAUGGGCAUGGGAGGGAAUGAUGGCAUGAGAAGGGAAGGGGAUGAUGAUGAUAUGAUGCGCGUGUUGAGGGGGAGGAUUGACUGGGAGACGGUUGACAGGGUGGUCACCCCCCUGCUCAUGAUUGCGCGCGGGCCUGCGGAGGAGCAUGGUGACCUCCACGGCAUGGCAGCAUACGCGGAUGAUGCUGUUCCAAACAAUGCCCCUGCUACUGCAACCACGCCUCUGCUCGUGCCUCCUAGUGCCUCUGCCAGCACGCCCCUGCUCAUGACUGCUUGUGGGCCAGUGGAGUUGCAUGACCUGCAUGGCAUGGCAGCAUACGCGGAUGAUGCUGUUCCAAACAAUGCCCCUGCUACUGCAACCACGCCUCUGCUCGUGCCUCCUAGUGCCUCUGCCAGCACGCCCCUGCUCAUGACUGCUUGUGGGCCAGUGGAGUUGCAUGACCUGCAUGGCAUGGCAGCAUACGCGGAUGAUGCUGUUCCAAACAAUGCCCCUGCUACUGCAACCACGCCUCUGCUCGUGCCUCCUAGUGCCUCUGCCAGCACGCCCCUGCUCAUGACUGCUUGUGGGCCAGUGGAGUUGCAUGACCUGCAUGGCAUGGCAGCAUACGCGGAUGAUGCUGUUCCAAACAAUGCCCCUGCUACUGCAACCACGCCUCUGCUCGUGCCUCCUAGUGCCUCUGCCAGCACGCCCCUGCUCAUGACUGCUUGUGGGCCAGUGGAGUUGCAUGACCUGCAUGGCAUGGCAGCAUACGCGGAUGAUGCUGUUCCAAACAAUGCCCCUGCUACUGCAACCACGCCUCUGCUCGUGCCUCCUAGUGCCUCUGCCAGCACGCCCCUGCUCAUGACUGCUUGUGGGCCAGUGGAGUUGCAUGACCUGCAUGGCAUGGCAGCAUACGCGGAUGCUGCUGUUCCAAGCAAUGCCCCUGUUACCACGCCUCUGCUCAUGACUGCUUGCGGGCCUGUGAAGGAGAAUGAGCUGCAUGGCAUGGCGGCAUACGCGAUGCAUUCGCAUCUGCUGUACCAAGUGGUGGGAAGGGAUCCGGAGGGAAGGACAGCACAGAGUGAGUUCGAGGGGCCGCAUGGAGGCACGUUCCAACAGUACUUCCAGAACCAGUAUGGCAUAUCGCUGCAUUACCCCGACCAACGUAUGUUUGCUGCUUGCGCCCCAGCUGAAGCCAGAGCUGCGCAACGCACUGCUGCUGCUGCUGCUCUGGACACUGCCAAAUCCUUUUACCACUACCCUCAUGCAGCCCUAACCCUGAUACGUGUAACCCCCCUCACCAGGGCUGUCCAAGUGGGGCGAGAGGAGCAGAUGCCUGUACCUGCCAGUGCUUCAGUGGGGAUGGCUGUAGCAGACACGGCUGUAGCUGAUACAGUUGCAGCUGACGUGGCUGAAGCAGAGACGGGUGUAGCAGAAAAGGGUGUAGAAGAGAGGGCUGUAGCGGAGAAGGCUGAAGCAGAGAAGGCUGUAGCAGUGAAGGCUGUAGCAGUGAAGGCUUUAGCAGAGCAGACUUUACCAGAUCAGGCUGUAGCAGUCAAUGUUGCAGCUGACGGGGCUGUGGCAUACAAUGCUGUAGCAGACACGGCUGUAGCAGACACGGCUGUAGCAGACACGGCAACAGCAGAGAGGGAGCAGCAGAAGCAGGAACAGCAGGAGCAGCAGCAGAAAGGCACAGGGCAGGAGGAGGCAGCUAAGGGGGAGCAGCAGCAGGGCAGGGAGAAGGGCAGGGGGCGACAAAUAUCAUAUCUGCCUCGGGAGAUAUCGUACCUCCCAUUGGAGCUACUGGUACCGGUGUUUCCGAUGCAGCACGUGCUCUUUGCCUCGCUGCUCCCCUCGCUGUUCUACCGGCUUGACUGCCUGCUCACUGCCCGGGACAUCCGACGGUUCCUUGUGCGGCAGUAUGGGUGUGAGCGCCAGGGGCAGCAGGCACCGCAUUUUCCUGCUAUUGAUCUCCUGCGUGCCCUGAGAUGCCUAGGCGUGGGCACAUACGAGUCAGACGAGAUUCUUGCUGUGAGCAGCGCGGUGCAGCUCGGUGGGUGCUCCCAGCCAUCAAUGCCUCUCAACCACCCCUUCUCACCAACCAACAUCCCUCCCUCCCUCUCCCAUUCCCCCUCUCAGCUCCUGCGCGCCCUGAGAUGCCCCGGCGUGGGCACCUACGAGAAUGACGAGAUUCUCGGUGACAGCUGUGUGCAGCUCGCCACAUCCUGCCACCUGUUCUCCACUCUGCUGCCACGUCAGCAGCAGAAUAACGGGCGUGGGCGUGGGCAUAAGCAGAAGCAUGGGCAUGGGCACAAGAAUGGGAUCAACGGCUCAGCAUACGCUGAGAGCACUGCCGCGAUGCAAUCACAUGCGCCACACAGCCAGUCGUCCCUGCCACCAGUCUCCAAGAGACGGCCCACUGGGCCGGCAUACGUCGAGUUGAAACGGCAGUGCGUGAAGCUGGUGUCAAACAAGCACCUGGCAGCGCUGGCAGUUGAAGCCGAAGUGCCCGCCCCCGUUCGCUGCAAGCCCUUCAGCCCCACGGAUUGGAUCGGCCCCCUACUCCCUCCCUCCCACACUGUGCUGCCUCUGGCUGACUCCCUCUCUCACUCGCUCCUCCAACCACACUCCCCCUCACACUCUCGAGCGACUGCAGCUUCCCAGAACCUUCCCCCUAGCCCCAAAGCCCUUCUGGACUCUGCCUUUGCCUCGCUGGCAGCGGCGCAGCCAGCAUCCGCCGUCAAGUCAGCGCGCCGCCCAGCCAAAAAACCGCUCGCUGACGUGGCAGAGGCCUUGGUGGGCGCCAGCUGGCGGUGCGGCGGUGCUGACAUGGCGCUGCCGGUGCUGAGGUGGCUGGGCCUGCCUACGGAGGGCGUGGGGGAGCUGCUGAGGGGAGAGAUGGGUUGGAUGGGGGGAGAGGCGGAGGGGGUGGCAAAGAGAGGGGUGGUGGGAGUUGCAGCAAACCCAGAUAUGGCACUGGACGUGCCAUCAGAGGGCGUGGGAGAGCUGCUGAGGGGAGAGAUGGGAGCACGAGAGUCGGAGCGAAGGGUGAGUGGCAGCAAGCACGCAUGGGAGCCAACUAGACAGCCGUUCGAGCUGCCACUUGAGCCGCCAGAGAAGCGGCCUAAGCUGCUUGAAGGGGAAUGCGUGCAGCACCAGGAGGGGCAGCAGGAGGAACAGCAACAGGUGCAGGGUGUGCAGGUGCCACGUGGCAACAGCUGGCUGGCUGCUGGAGCUUCAGAAUGCGAUGGGGUAUCGAUUCAGAAAUGA